UAGUGAGGGAAGAAAAGAAGGAGGGAGGGAGGGGUGAGCUGAUAUCGUCAGAGGCCCGGCAGUGCGCAGGCUCUGUGCGAGCUGGGCUGGAUGCCUAUUGAUUGGAAAACAACGGGCUGUGGGAGGACAGAUAAGGGUGGCCGUGGGCUAACGGGUGAGGGAAGGGAUACAGACUAAAGCUCAGACCACGCUGCCAUCUUCCUUCCUGAUCUUUUUUUUCCCUCCCUCUUUCAUCCCUGGAAUGAGUGUAACCGCUGCUGCUCAUCAGUUGCUGCGAAGGAAGGCUUAGGCACAGAUUCUCCUGGUCCAAGAAGGUCCUGCCCACACACCAAGCCAUAUCAAACAUCGGCUCGUCCACUGCAGGGCUCGGACAUAAACCUGACAGGGGACGCCAUGGAAGCCCCUCUCGUGUGUUUGGAUGAGGAGUUUGAAGAUCUCCGGCCCUGUCGGAUGGAUGAGCUGGACCACCCAGCUCUGGAUCACUCCUCUGCCCCUACCACCACCACCACCAUCCCUCUGGCCUCCAUCACCCGGGAGGACUUCUCUGAGCUGGAGAACUUCUCUGAGAUGAUGAGCUUCAAGUCGAUGGAGGACCUGGUCAACGAGUUUGACGAGAAGCUCAACGUCUGCUUCCACAAUUACAACACCAAGACGGAGGGCCUGGCGCCCAUACGCAGCCAGUCACACAACCAGGAGGAUGAGGAGCGGCUGCAGGACGAAGAUGUGUGGGAUGCUCUAACUGACAACUACAUCUCCACCUGGGACGGCCCCGACUCAGAGGGACUCAACGGAAAUCUUUCUGACCAGGAGAUCCACGAAAAAGAGGAGGAAGAGAUGAAUGAGAAGAAUGACAAUGCCAAAUGCCAGAAUGAAGAGCCUCUCAUCACAGCUGAUCAGGUCAUUGAGGAGAUAGUUGAGAUGAUGGAGAACUCUCCAGACCCUGGUGAAACUGAGGAGGAGGAUGAGGAAGAGAGCAGCCACUGUUCAUCCAGGACCAGCCCCUCCCUGCUGGAGGAGAUCAGGCAGCUGUCACAGGCCUCCAACAACAACUGCUCCUAUGAAGGCCUGAGCCUGAUGCCCAGCUCAGCGCUGGUUGAGCUGCUGCACCGGGUGGAGGCCGCCAUCCGCGAGUACUCAGAGGAGCUGGUCAGCCAGCUGGCUCGGCGCGACGAGCUGGAGUUUGAGAAAGAGGUGAAGAACACGUUCAUCACGGCCCUGAUGGAGGUGCAGAACAGGCAGAAGGAGCAGCGAGACAGCAGCAAACGCAGACGCCGGGACAAGGCCCUGAGCCUGCAGGGAGGAGGGACGCCAUCUGUGAACGGAGGGAACACAGGCUCCACAGGACGCACGGAGAAGACAGGAACCAUGCCUGUCAAGCGUUUUAGCAUGGAGGGACUGUCCAACAUCCUUCAGACGGGCAUCAGACAGACAUUUGGAAGCACAGGGAAUGAGAAACAGUAUAUAAACACAGUUAUUCCAUAUGAGAAGAAAGGCACCCCUCCAUCUGUUGACGACCUGCAGAUGCUCACAAAAAUUCUUUUUGCCAUAAAGGAGGACAGUGAGAAGGUGCCUACACUGCUAACUGACUACAUAUUGAAAGUCUUGUGUCCUACCUAAAGUACCAGCAUGCUAGGGGCCACAGUGUGAUGGAGAAUUCUUCCCCCUGAGGGCCUUUCCAAUCCUCCUCACCUCUGGCCCAAGCUGCAUGACCUCCCCCUCUUUUACCAUUAUCAACCAUGGAUCCUCACCAUCAACAUUAUCGUAUUCACCUCAACUAUGACUACUGCCUUUUGCUGAGCUCACCUUCUCCCCUCCUGCACAUAACGUUCAGGCCAGACCCCAAAAUGGCUCUUAAUACUUAAACAAGUGGGACGCUCAAUCCCAUUUUAAAGGACUUCACUACUGGAGCAUGACGUGUUGUUAACGGUCACAGCACCACUUUGGUACAGGGAUACAAUGUUAUCACUGUUCUCUUUUUCCUUAAUUUCUUUCCUUUCUGUUUGUUUCCUUUUCUUUGUUUCUUCUAACAGAAUUUCAGUGUUGCCAAGUUUUGAAUCUUCUGAGUUCAUAAACUGACCUCUUAACAACAGUUGAUUGUUUUACCCAUUGAUUCAUAAGGACUACACAGUAAGAGAAAUGAAAUGCCAUACUGCAUCCACAACUGAUCAUCUUCCUGUACUCUUUCAGAUGAAACUAAUGAUUCAUUUGAAUACAAAAGCCAUGCACCUUUUUCUGCCAACUUAGUACUGUAGCUUCAUGUGAAGAAAAAGAAACACACAACUAUUACGGGUGCAGUGCAUUACAAAGCUAUUUGUUUUGUUUGUUUCCUUUACUUUUUGUUUCACUGUCUUAUAUCCAGUGCUCUUCUGACUUUUUUGUAAUUUCUUUUCAUUUGUAUCUAAAUAUUUGAUAUAAACUCUGUUGCUGAUUUUCUAUUUUAUUUACCGUCAUCAGAGCAACAGGCAUCUGUGCAUUCCACCCUGUUCAGCCACAUGGAGGUGUAUCACUGAGUUUCCUUGGAAAUCAUCAUCCCCUAAUGAGAUGAGCUCAUUACAGUAAAGGCGUGCAUAUUUGCAUAUUAGCAUAUUUAUGACUUCCUUUGCGCCAUGUAGGUGAAUGUUACAUCGCUAAUCUAAUUCUAAUAAACAUUCUACCCUAAUCGUGUAUGCAUGUGCUUCUUUCUAUCUUUAACAGGUAGCACGGUCACUACUGAGAAGCUGUAUGGAUGUGUAUUCUUUGGAGACAUAACAUAUUUCUUUGUAUUCUUGAUUAUCUUAUGAUGUAUUAAAAGGAAUGAUUUAUCAGGAAUAACUAGCAGGUAAAAACAAAUUCUUUAUGUACAUUUGAAAGGUUGAACACACACACAUGGUCCCUUGUACAGUAUUUCACAUUUUUUUCAAAUGUAUUUAAACACACCUCUCAGACAUAUAAAAAUCCAGUUGGUAUAAUAAGCUGUGUCAAUAAGUUGUGUAUGAUACGUGUUUGCCAAAGGUUCAGUUAAAAAUUGUUGAAAUGACUUAACUUCCUCUCAAUGAAACGAAAUGUGUCGAUAAUGUUCAUUUUAAAAAUUGAACUGGUGAUAAAUGAUUCUUACUUCA
Molecule: messenger RNA, 3098 nt
Organism: Lates calcarifer (barramundi perch)
Lineage: Eukaryota; Metazoa; Chordata; Actinopteri; Centropomidae
Gene: fez1
Product: fasciculation and elongation protein zeta 1 (zygin I)
Exons: 10
Coding region: 394-1617 (407 amino acids)
Cellular component (GO): cytoplasm; axon
Source: RefSeq, a predicted model, not a curated record